GGGCGGGCUAUCGUUCAAGGAGCGCGAACGGUUAAGGACAGACGGCUAUUAGAAAAUGGCGAAUAUGAAGAAGUUUGUCGUCAUGAAUGUUGCUGUAUGGAAACUUUAACUUGUAACUUUACUCAGGCGUGUUUUCUUUCUGCGACGGGCGCGGAGCUAUUUUAAAAAACUUCGAAGCGCUGGACGUGAUUUGUAAGUGCGUUAACUUGAGUCUCGGUAGCUACCACAGCUAGCUAACGUUAGCUGGACCCUGCAGAGACAUGAAGUGUCUUCAUGUUGGCAGCUGUAAAUGGCGUCCCUGUGUCCACACACGGUGAACAACACGGGGGGCCACAUUUGCUGAACAAGUGACAACGGACCUGACUACACUUGAUCACCUGUUUUCAUGGCUUAUCGUUGAGUUUUCGCUGCAGUCGACGGCAUGGCUUUAACGUUACACAACCUGGUUUUUGUGAUCGAUGUGGAUUAUGGAGAUCAAGAUUCAGGCGAUCAGCUGGAUGUCAGGAAUCAUUUCGUGAAACGAGGGAUCUUACAGAUCCUGUUGCAUUUCAGCUGUAAAUAUGGAUUUGACAAAGUACGCUGGGGUUAUAAGUUCUUUCAGUCCAAGAGUGGCCGCAACGCCAGGCUCAUAUCGAGGGGGUCAGACUUCAAGGAGCUUCGCCACAAAACCUUUGAGGACUUUGAAGUGGAGUUUGAAGCGAAGUUUGACGUGAAGGAUAAACCGUGUCCUUCUCACCAGAAGAAGCAAUCGGAUCGGUCUGCUUCAGUUCAAAAUGCUCUCAAAGAAACCCUGCUGGACUUCCAGUGGGAUAGACCAGACAUCACCUCUCCCACCAAACUGUCCCUGAGGCCCAGGAGGUCGAGCCGAGCCGGACCACAAAGUGUUUCACAGGAGGAUGAUAUUUCAAACAACGGGAGGAAUGUGGUGUUUGUUGUCUCGGAUUGUCCACGGUCCAGGACACAACUAGUCAACUAUGUGUCUCUGGGAAACCACGACCUGCCUGCAGAUGUGACAGAGCACGUUUUAUCCAGGGGCCUUCACGAUAUGCUGCUCCAGAGACAGGUUGUGCUGCACUGGAUUGACAGUAGAUCACAUGUCCAGGUCAUGAGGUGUGAGGAUGAUCUCGGCUUUGAUAAGCUGUCCGAGGUCCUGGCUCAGGUGGGGGGCCGAGUGAUCCCUAUGGUUGCUCUGCUGAAUCUCUGCUGCGCUCAAGAGGUCUUUGCAUUCAAGUCCAGCAUUGGAUACCUGCUGUCUUCUAAAAGGCUCUACCGCCUGGCCUUUCCUGUCAUGGAUGGUGUUCUGCGAUGGGAGCAAGGUGACAUAACACAGAGCUGUGGCGUCAUGGUUGAGCCAGUGUCUCGCAGCCAGAGGCUUCUCCCAGAGUCAGUGGAAGUGUGUCUGAAAGGAGUGCUGCAGGGUUGGGAUGCCUCCUCACUGACACAGACCCCCAUAGACUCGUGGGUGCUUCAGUGCUCCAGCAGCGGCGACCAGGGAGCUGCUGCCUUUCAGCAUCUCCUGACGGAACUGUCCGCUUAUGAUCUGCACAUGCUUUCUGAGGUGAAUGACAGUGGCCUGGUGUGCUCGGCUGUCCUCUCCCCCUUGUCACACUGUACAGCUCUGCUUACCAUUCUGCAGUCUGGCAUCACUCAACAAGACCAGUUCAUGACCCCUGAAAUCAUUGCCCCCGCCACAGCAGAAAGCUCAGCUGAACUGCCAGAUGUUGUGAGCAGCGUUCUGGGAGUGGUGUACGAGAUCAUGGAGAAGGAUGGUGACACUGUUGAUGACCAGCCAAAGGAUCAUCAGGUUCCUGAGUGGGCUCAGCAGGAAAUCGGCAAAUGCCCACUAACAACAGGCAUGUUGGAGAGCUGGUUCCCUCAGUCAGACCAGUCAGGAGUGAGUCCUCACUUAAUGGAGUCAAUUAGGUUGCUGCAUGCAGCGCCAGAGCAGAAGGAAGAGGAGGAGUUGUCUGUCCUACAGCAGGAGCUGAUCAGUGAUCUAGCUGAAUUGUAUCAAACAUCCCAGGGUGCAGAUGAUAAGAGGGGCAAGAAACGUGGUGCCCAGCGCACACCAGUGAAAAAGAAGAUGAAGACCAUGAGCCGCUCCCUGCAAAUGCUGAAUGUUGCACGGCUGAAUGUCAAAGCCCAAAAGAACCAGAACGAGGCUGAGCAGCUGGGCGUCGAGUGCAAGGGGGCGGACAGACAAGGGAAGGGACGGUCAAACGACAGGAACAAAUCUGAAGCAGGCACCACCAUCAGCUUCACUUGUGAGGCGGAGCUGCUGUCCCAUCUGAACUCCAGUUAUGAGAAGACCGUGGCAGAGAGAGACUCGUCCCUUCUCACUGGUGUCCAGCAACUCCUGUCUGCUGUGAAAACCUUCCUAAUGGCACAAUCAGACCUGGAGGUAAAGAUCUCCCUGUUUGUCCAGCAACACCUCCUCAAGACCAGCAAAUCAAUCAGGCAGCUUUAUGGCACAACAGCUGAUGUUGAUAGCAAAAUCAGAGAGUGCCAGCUUCAGGCUUUGCUGAGGCUGGAGUUGUGCAGACUUUUCUCCAUGGAGCAGCCUGACUCACUCAAUGUUGAUCAGAUGGCAGAGGAGGUGGCUGAAAUGCUUAGGAUAAUUUCCUUGACAAAAGACCCAGUUUGCCUGGCAAGGUUCCUUCAGGAUGAUGUCCUCCCAGGGUUCCUGACCACCGUCCCCAGAGUGCUUGCAGACAUCUACCACAAUCUGGGCACCCAGCUCCCUGAGGCUUUGGUGGCUGUUCUACCUGCUGACUUCUUCAGUGACGAGUCAGUUGCCAAGGACAGUGUUUCUCCUUCGGCUUCCUCACCUCCUCUCUCCACACAGAGCCUGGGUUUAGAUGGCAAAGAUCGCCUACAGGACCUGCGAAAUCGCUCAGCAAAUAAGAGGAGGAGUGGGAUGUUGACUCGUCAUCGCAGUAUGACUGAAUCAUCACAGAAUCUUCGCCAAAUAGAGAUGCCUAAAAAGACUACAAGAGCUGCCAAAUCAAAGGUCUGUGUUGCUGUGGAGAAACCCGUUCCAGAACUACAACCUCAGAAACAAGAAACACAAGAGGUGACGAAGGUGAGAAGAAACCUGUUCAACCAAGAGCUCGUUUCCCCCUCAAAGAAGGCCAAGCUGCCACGCAGCCAGUCUGUGUCCGCUGUGGAAGGAUUGAAGCGCAAGCGAUCUAAUGAAUCUGAUGAGAGGCACAAACUACUCACAAAGAAAGUGUGUGAAACACCCGCUCACAAGCAAGUGUCCAGUCGCUUCCUAUACAGGCAGAAAAUGGGAAGGAGAUCUGUUCCAGCAGAGGAGUGCAUAGUGGAAGAGUCACCAGUAAAACCUGCAGAAGACCUAAGAAGGAGCCCGAGGAUAAAGAAGUUUGCUCGAAGACACUCCAACAUUUUCUACUCAAGUUCUCAAGCUUGCUCACGCAACUUGGACAGGGCUCUCUCUGCAUCCCAGUUUACACUCAGUGACAGCAAAAUCAGUGAGGUUAACGUAAAAGCCGUUCGGUCUCCCAUGCGUCUUCUUUUUGGAGCUACCAAGUCCCCCAGUCGUCUUUCGGACCAGUCUUAUGCAACCAGGGCCACCAGAUCACGGCUGUCCACAGACUCUAGUGUCUUUGAGAGUCCAAAUAAAACGCCAACGAAAUCACCCAGCAGACGUGGAAGGGCUAUGCAUGGCAUCACAACACCCAAGACACCCAGGACUCUACGGACCCCAGGGAGCCCCAAAACCCCACCUCCAUCCAGGAGGCAUGUUUUCUCUGUUGCAGAGAGCCCUGUAGCAGGGAUCUCUCGCAAACUACAUAUGGCUCUGAGAGGCAGUCCUCUCAGAUCUCCAGCUAGAAGGAUUCUUGUGGUAGAGACACCUACCAAGCAAAGCCCUGUGAGGAGCCCACUGAAGGGUAUUCUCAGGACUCCAGUCAAGGCUUUGGUUGAAUGUUCCUCCUCUUCUGGAUUACAUCUACGUAACAGUCCAAUUUCCAGGACUCCCAAAAGGAGCGUCACAUGGUCUCCAUCCCCUCGAAAAUGUAGACUGACAGAGAACAUUACCUUCAAGGUCCCCGAGUCUCCUCGCAUUGCAUCCCGCGCAUCUCCGAGACUGGUGAAAACACCCAACACAUUCUGCAGUCCUGUCAAAAGUACAAACACUAAAAGAGACAUUUUCAAGACUCCCGAAAAGACUCGUCAAGCCAAUAGUGCUAUUUUGACACUGGAAAAAAAUCAGAGGUCCUCUGAAAAACUGCAAAACAGGAUGAAAACGCCUGAAAAAAGUGACACUGUUAGUCGACUGGAAAUACCUUCUCCACAAUCCACCCCACCUCUAGAUCACUACCUCUCACCUAAACCCAACACAAGAACUCAAACCAGAACCCCCAGCCCUACUCAUCAAAUGAUUACUCGCUCUGGAAGAACUCCAGCCAAAAGUUCAAACAUUGCGUCCCCAUGUAAGCCAGUGUUUUCACCAGUAGGAGGUACUACUGUUUCAGAAGGAGCAGAUACUUUAGUUAAGUCUCCUGCAAAGUCCUUGACAAGAACAAAGUCUGGUCAAGGUGCAAGAGCCACCAGACAUAACUUAAGGUCCCAGUCAAGUGAGAAUGUUCCCUCCAAACUGAACGCUGAAUCUGCUGAGAACUGUGAGCAUGUGGAAAAGAACCUGUCAGAACCAAAAGAGGCACAGGCUGAAUCGGACUCUAGUUCCAACACAGAUUCACAGCAGUUCGACUCUUCACAUUUUAACUCUGCAUCCACAGAAGAUGAUAGUAUGGACAUUGUAGAUGCAGCAGUUAUAAAGGCUCAGUUUAGUGGAGGUCUCAAGAUGAACAUCAGCUUUUCACGGAAGCCAUCAAAGUCUGGUGACGACUUUCUGUUCAGCGCAGUCUCACCGAAACCACAUGUGCCACCCAAAGGCACACCCGGCCGGAGCUAUGGCUUCCGGCAGACCCCUGACCGGCAACAGAGAGAGGCUGCCGCUCGUUUGGGGUACGGAAAUGAAUCCCCUCGUUUUUCAACCCCUAGAGGGCUGGCAAGACCUAGUCGUCAAAGGGGCAUGGGUACUCUGGACCCUCUGACUUACCAAGUAGAAAUGGAAAUGCAAACAUCAGGACUUCCCAAGCUCAAAAUCAAACGCACAGAUUCCAUGAAUGUGGGUGAUUUGACCUCAGGAUCUCAGAGCCCAUUAGUUGGUGUGAAACCUUCUCUGCUGGAAAGCCCCUUGGCUUUAUUCUCCAAGCACAGAGAUCCUGGGUGUGUCUCACCAUCUGUCUGUACUCAUGUCACCCCGGCCAAGAGCACGCCUGGAAAAGGUGGAAGUGUCCAAACUUACAUCUGCCAUUCUUAUACCCCCACACGCCAUCAAGCAGGAACAAUGUCUCCAGUGGCAAUGGCAGAGAUCAUUCCCUUGACUCCUUCUCCUCAGAGUGUAGGGAAGGUGACCCCAGACAACCUCAACAGCUGGCAUCGCAGGAAGAGAGCUCAGGUUGAGGUUAUUGGAUGCAAGGAUCAUGGCCUGAAGGGCGAGCCUUUGCUGAUGGAGUUGCUGGAGGAAGCUGAGCUUGGAGUUAGCAGAUUGCAGGACGUCGAGGACACAGAUGAACCCUCAAACAACAUGGCAGAUGCAUCUCCUCCUCUUCCUCUACUGGGAGACUGGAUGGAGAAGCUUGCUCAGCAGGCCGACUGCGCUGAUCCUCUGAGAGCAGAAGAAGACAUGAUCUGGGCUGCUGGAAAUGGAGAUGUCAAAUCAUUGGCAACUCCUCCCAGUUCAAAGGUGAGAAAGCCGGUGACGGCGAGCGGGAUUCUGGCCCUCACUCACUCUCCACUGUUGUUUAAGGGCAAAGCAGGCUCUGCCAGUAAGAGAGCAGCACAUUUUAAAGAUGAAGCUGCGUCAGGAAGGAGGACAGAAGUGGAUGCUGUGGAGGUCUCUCCCUUGAGCCAGCCAAUCAGAUGCUCAAACACAGGCAAGACCCACAGCAGGAAGAGACUUCUUUAGUGAGCAAACAGACCGUCCACACCGUGUUUUACUGUGUUUAAGUGUGUGAGCCUUUCUCUGCCAGCCUUUGUCAGCAGGGCUUUUGAUGGCAGAUCUGAAAGAAGGCUUUCAGGCACCACUUGCAAAGGCUUUGCAGAUGAACAAAUGUUUUUUUUAUUCUCCUCCACCAACACUUUUGACCCCAUCACCUUCUGUUCUAACCAGUGGCUUCUUUUUAAUCAGGACAUUUUAAGAUUGAACAUCACAGAUGUGUUUUAGUUGGAAAGCUAUGCAUCGCUGCCGAUAUGUUUAGAAUUGUUUUCUGCAUGGGUCCUUCUGAAGCAAACAUUUUGGAAAACAGUGAUGUCAAAUGUUUUUCAAAACUGUAAUCAGCAAGUUUACAAUCAAGUCUUGUAAAUCUGUCACUAUAAAUACUAUUCAUGUUUAUUUAUUAAUUUGUGUUCUUGUCAUAAACUUGUUAAGUAAAAGGGAAUCCUUGAUUAUUGAGUCAUUGUAAAUAUUUUAUGCUGCCAAAGUUUUAUGUAAAUAAAUAUCAGUUUUCUGAA
Larimichthys crocea (large yellow croaker) is the source of this 6540-nucleotide messenger RNA. It is a transcript of the gene ticrr, whose product is annotated as TopBP1-interacting, checkpoint, and replication regulator. Gene Ontology annotation, molecular function: chromatin binding. The record is from RefSeq and is a predicted model, not a curated record. Bases 422 to 5995 code for a protein of 1857 amino acids. Gene Ontology annotation, biological process: mitotic DNA replication checkpoint signaling; mitotic G2 DNA damage checkpoint signaling; DNA replication. Gene Ontology annotation, cellular component: nucleus. Lineage: Eukaryota; Metazoa; Chordata; Actinopteri; Sciaenidae. The transcript has 21 exons.